AUGGACGGAGGAGCACUGUACAAUCCUCGCACAGUCGAGGAGGUUUUCCGAGAUUUCAAGGGUCGACGAGCCGGCAUGAUCAAAGCCCUCACCACUGAUGUUGAAGAAUUUUAUCAGCAGUGCGAUCCUGAAAAGGAAAAUCUUUGUCUGUAUGGGUUCCCUAGUGAGCAAUGGGAAGUUAAUUUACCUGCUGAAGAGGUGCCUCCGGAGCUUCCAGAACCUGCAUUAGGUAUUAACUUUGCAAGAGAUGGAAUGCAAGAAAAGGACUGGUUGGCUCUUGUUGCUGUCCACAGUGAUGCAUGGUUACUUUCUGUGGCAUUCUAUUUUGGUGCUAGAUUUGGUUUUGACAGGGCUGACAGGAAACGUCUCUUCAAUAUGAUUAAUGAGCUUCCAACAAUUUUUGAGGUUGUAACGGGAACUGUAAAGAAACAAGUAAAGGAUAAGUCAUCACUGUCGAACCACAGCAGCAACAAAUCCAAAUCAAAUACCAAAGGGCGAGGUUCUGAAUCCCAGGGCAAGUAUUCAAAGAUGCAAGGAAAGGAUGAGGAAGAGGUAUUUGAGGAGGAAGAUGAAGAGGAGCAUGGAGAUACCUUGUGCGGGGCAUGUGGGGAGAACUAUGCUUCUGAUGAAUUCUGGAUUUUCUGUGAUGUAUGUGAGAAGUGGUUCCACGGAAAGUGUGUGAAGAUCACUCCUGCCAGGGCAGAGCACAUCAAGCAGUACAAGUGCCCUUCAUGCAGCAACAAGAGAGCACGACCCUGAUAUCCCAUUGAGGUUGGUGGGCUCUCAACUUUUGUAUUUGUCCCAUGUGAGUCUCAGCUAACUGUCCAGUUAUCAUCAGGUUUUCGGUCUUGUGUGUGAGCAAGGAAUGUGUAUGAAGUACUAAAUACAUUGUUUAUGCUGUGAUAUAAUGCUAGUUUCCGAACUCUUAAAUGCAUAUUAGUUGGUUCGAACUUGGAUACAUGUAGGUUUUUACUCUUGCUGGAAU
Molecule: messenger RNA, 985 nt
Organism: Ilex paraguariensis (yerba mate)
Lineage: Eukaryota; Viridiplantae; Streptophyta; Magnoliopsida; Aquifoliales; Aquifoliaceae
Source: the annotation of a GenBank genome assembly